Messenger RNA from Engraulis encrasicolus (European anchovy), 4564 nucleotides. RefSeq names its product phosphoglucomutase 2-like 1 (gene pgm2l1). The transcript is spliced from 14 exons. Gene Ontology annotation, biological process: carbohydrate metabolic process. Gene Ontology annotation, cellular component: nucleus. Lineage: Eukaryota; Metazoa; Chordata; Actinopteri; Clupeiformes; Engraulidae. Bases 653 to 2509 code for a protein of 618 amino acids. Gene Ontology annotation, molecular function: glucose-1,6-bisphosphate synthase activity; intramolecular phosphotransferase activity. The record is from RefSeq and is a predicted model, not a curated record.
GCAGGCUGACACCCCCUUCUUCCCAAAACAGCAACCAGUUACUUUUUCCACAGUUUUUUUUUUGCUAAGGUUCUGUAAUGUAGGUCGUCGUGCUGCAACUAAGCGGUUAAAAAGUUUAAAGGAAUGGAGAAUUUCUCAUAGCCUGCCUAUGCUAAUAGUCAUAGCUUUCUGAAGGCAGCAGCUAUGUUUACAAGCGCGUGGCUAGCUAGCAAGCGUGCGGUCGGUCGUGAUGAGUAGAAGCGAGUGCGUGACCAGUCACCACGUUUCGUAGAUGGCUUGUUGUGGUUGACUGGGAGGGAUGUGUUCGCAUUCACUGUGCUCAUCACCGGGAAACCACAAUGAGUUUUUAAACCGUACCAGCUGAACGAACUUCGGAAAGAGAGAACUAGGGCAUCACAUCCGCACAGAAACGGAGCGCAGCCCAGGUCCGAUGACUUCAUUACAGCGUGCAGUGAACAGGGUGGCUUGUCACGUUAGUUCACUCCUUGACAACUAGAACUAGCUACUGCUGCUGACCCACUUGGCAAAUGGGAUUGAAUGGCUUAGUCUGUGCAUCUGCCUUUUAAUUUUCUGGCUAUUGGUCGUGCAAACGAGCAAGCUAACGUGGACUACGGAAGUGACCAGGACGUUUUGUGCGAGAAAUUUUGUCAUCAUGGGAGAUAACGGAGACGUGAACGCUAACCAAAAUUGCCAUGCUACCGGAGACCCUCAGCUGGAUAAAGCCAUUUACCAGUGGAUCAACUGGGACCGGAACCCCCUGACGCGUGGCCAGAUUGAGUCUCUGGCGCGGGAGCGUGAUGUGGUGGAGCUGCGGAAGCGCCUGUGCUCCAGGAUGGCGUUCGGCACGGCAGGCCUCAGGGCCGCCAUGGGGGCCGGCUUCUCACGCAUCAACGACCUCACUGUCAUCCAGUCCACACAGGGUAUGUACAAGUACCUCUCCAAGGUUUUCCCUGACUUUGGGAGCAGGGGACUGGUGAUUGGCUACGACACACGAGCACAGGAGGCCAGUGGCUGCACCAGCGAACGACUUGCAAGGUUGACUGCAGCUGUUAUGCUUUGUAAAGAUAUCCCCGUUUAUCUCUUUUCUACAUAUGUGCCUACCCCCUAUGUGCCCUAUGCUGUGAAGAAGCUGGGAGCUGCCGCUGGGGUCAUGGUCACCGCCUCACAUAACCGCAAAGAAGACAAUGGAUACAAGGUGUACUGGCACAACGGGGCCCAGAUCUCGUCCCCUCACGACAAGGAGAUCCUGCGCUGCAUUGAGGAGAGCACGGAGCCGUGGGCCGAGAGCUGGAACGAGGCCCUGGUUGACAGCAGCCCCCUGCGCCGGGACCCCCUGGCCACCAUCUCACGCCUCUACAACGAGGAGCUCAGCACUGUCUGCUUCCACAGAGAGCUGAACGGCCAGUCUCCUCUCAAGUUUGUGCACUCCUCGUUCCACGGCGUGGGCCAUAACUACGUGCAGCAGGCGUUCCAGGCGUGUGGCUUCCCCCCGCCCAUCGCCGUCCCCGAGCAGAGGGACCCCGACCCCAACUUCUCCACCGUCAGCUGCCCCAACCCGGAGGAAGGAGCCUCCGUCCUGGAGCUUUCCAUUCGCCUGGCGGAGAGAGAGGGGGCCAGGAUCGUCUUGGCAACUGAUCCUGAUGCUGACCGCUUGGCCGUGGCCGAGAUGAGUGACAAGUGUGAGUGGAAAGUGUUCACGGGGAACGAGCUUGCCGCCCUGCUGGGCUGGUGGAUGCUGUACAACUGGAAGGAGACGCACCCGGACCCCUCGGACACCGACAAGGUCUACAUGCUGGCCACCACCGUCUCCUCCAAGGUCCUCAAGGCCUUCGCACAGAUGGAGGGCUUUCACUUUGAGGAGACCUUACCUGGCUUCAAGUGGAUCGGAAAUAAAAUUCACGAGCUGGAAAAAACGGGGAACGAGGUCAUCUUUUCUUUCGAGGAGUCUAUUGGGUUCCUGUGUGGCGGGAUGGUGCCCGAUAAGGAUGGUGUGAGUGCUGCAGUGGUAGUGGCAGAGAUGGCUGCCUACCUCCACACCAAAAACCUCACCCUCAACCAGCAGCUGCAGAACAUUUUUGAAAUAUAUGGUUAUCAUAUUUCCACAACGUCCUACGUCAUUUGCAAUGACCCCCCAACAGUCAAAAAAAUAUUUUCCCGCAUUCGGAACUUUGAGGGCGAAAACGUGUACCCAAAGUCUUGCGGAGGGCACAACAUCAUAAACAUCAGAGAUGUCACCACAGGCUAUGACAGCAGCCAGCCAGACCAAAAAUGUGUGCUUCCUGUGUCUAAGAGCAGUCAGAUGGUCACCUUCACCUUGCAGAACGGCAUCGUGGCCACACUGAGGACCAGCGGCACCGAGCCCAAGAUCAAGUACUACACAGAGUUCUGCGCACCGCCCGGAAAGAGUGACAUCACACAUCUGGAAGACGAGCUGAAAAAAGUGACCUGUGCUCUCGUUGAGGAGUUUCUCGAACCCGACAAGAAUAAUCUGAUUCGACGAAAGGUCUAGCUGUGACACCUGCCCCCUUUCUUCAGCCUGUCAAAAAAAAAACACGCACUCCCUGUGUCCCCUCACCCCUACACCACCCCCAGCCUGUCUCAUCAGUUGCUCCUGUAUCGGGAGCAUCGUCUGUGUGUGCAGUCUGCGGACAUCCUAUUGAAUGUACCUCACUGUGAAAGUCACUCUUCACUUUAUGAACUUCUGAUUGGUCGACAGCUUUCUUUUUUUGGACCUCUGCCUAGUUGUUCGUUCUGCUGCUACUGUACGUCGGUGUGUAGACGCAGUACCUACCGUAUGUCUAGGAGUACAAGUGCCCAUCACCAUUCAAAAGCAUGGGCUGCAGCUUGCUCAGAGUGUGUAUGAAAUCUAUAUGCAGCCUUUUUUUGUUUUCUGUACUGAGACAUCAUUUGUCUCAUGCACGUGUCUGCACUUGUCCUUUGCGUCUGAUGCAUUAAGGUAUUUAGUAUGUGUUUGAUAAUCUGAUGGUUGGUAUUUAACCCACAUACCCACUCCCAUCCAGGGCUGAACUAGCCAUCUGGCAUAGCGGGCAUUUCCCGGUGGGCCCCGCUCACCCUCGUGGGCCCCUAUUUUCAAAAAUGGGGCCCUAUUUCUCCCCCAGUCUAGCCCUGCUCCCAUCCAACCCACUCCAGCAAGGCAGGCAGGCAGGCAUGCAGGCAGGCUUGUUGCAGCAUGUACAUAAACACCAUGUGCAAUGCCAGCACGUGUGGAUGUAUAUAUUUAUAGCACUUUCUCUCUGGUGUAUCAUGCUGCAUGCGUACCGUACCGUGCUGUGGUGUGGUGUGAUACGGUGUGUAGGUUUCUCAUGCAUUACACAGUGUGGUAUUUCACCUGUCUGCGAUACUAAGCGAACCACACCUCACACCCCCUGACCUGCCCAAAUCCACCUCCCCUUAGUCAUGUGUCUUGUGUCUUCGAGUGACAAUCAGGGAGCUACAGUAGCUGUUCACUAGUGACGUGUAGAAUCACUGUGAGCGCAACAGGGUCUGAGCAGUACAGGGUGACUAUGAAUACAGGCAAUGUGGCGCUGGCUUAUUAUGCUGCUUACAUGGGCGUUCAUUGGUGCAUAAUGUGGCAUGUUCUGGAGUCGACUGGGACUCUCUGCGAGGAGUGCAUGUAUGAAACGGUCUGCAAUUCAAUUGAUUGUGAACUUAUUGAGACAGUGAUGCGCGUCUAUAGAAAGCAACGCAUAUAUGCCUGUGAGUGCCGUACCAUUCAACACUUUUCUUAUUUGUUCUUGGCUGUUGAAAGUUCAGCUCUUACCAAAACAGUUGUGUUAAUUGUGUACCUAUUGAAGUUGAAAUACCACAAGGAAAAUAAGUUUGCUGCUGAACCGCAUAACCCAAAGCUUUUGUUUUUUAUUUUAGGUUUAAAGCAGAAACCGGUUAUUACAUUGUGACUUUGCCAUGUUAAUGCGCAAUGUGCAAUGGUGUACUUUAUUCUUGUUAAGCUUCACCGAUAUUUAGAUAUUAUAAUCCAUUUCAUUGGCUCAUAAAGUCUGUAGUCUUGUUAUCUUGUCUUGUUUUUGUAUUUGUGUUGGCUUUUUCUCAGUACUUUGUAGCCGAACGUGUAUCCAUCCUAGAACACUGUGUAUAUUAUAGUUGUCAGUAUUAGUUAUCACUAGAACUUAAAAGCUUUCUAUGCUGUUUCCGUUGCUGUUGUACAAUGCCGUUUUUUAAGUUCAAUUUUGUUUUGUCUUACCAUGAUAUCUUGAUGAUCAGGAUAAAUGUUAAUGUGGUUUUAUUUUCCUAGCAUAAGAUGAUGUAACCACCAAAAUACAUUGUUUAUAGUGACAUGAAUUUCAGAAUUUGAUGUAAUGGCAGAACUUAAUAUGAACCAAACAAACAAAAAAAAUCCAGUAUGACUGGUGACCAUGAGAAAUUUAGAAGAGCGUAUAUAUUUUUUCAAUUAUAUUUUUCGAAUAUAGACAUGAAAAUACAAAUGCAAAGACAUUUGAGAGAAAGUUGGGAAUACAUUGUUGAUUUAUGUUUUCAGUUUGAAUAUUUAUUUUCUGUGUUUACAGUAAAACAUUCAAUGCUAAGUCAC